UUAUCAGGACAAUAAAAUCUUUGCGAACGGUCCUCGAAUACCAAGAUAAGCGUUUCAUACGUACAUAACUUCUAUUGUAUUUAUAUUUAAAAAGAUAUCAUAAUUAGCGUCAAAGAAGUUUUUACUUUUAAAUUGAUAACUAACAAAACAGAGAUAGGAAGUCUACUUGAACGAAAACGAAGAAAAAAUAUAACGUUUAUUUAAUUUAUGUGAUUAUAGUGAAACAAAGACUAAAGUUCAAUGAUUACAUGCAAUUUGCAUCAUGUAUAAAAGUUUAUUAUUAUCCAUAAUACUGGCAGCCUCUUGUAAAAUUGUACUAGCGACACGUUCGGAUAACCGCAACAGUUCGCGCUGUUUCCAGUUUACAUGGCUUGGACCACGUUACACCAAUGAAUCCAUAUUCCUUAAUGCAACAUGUCAGUUAGCGACAAAUCUCUACGAUAAAGUGCCCUGUCAAAUGCCACUCGUGGUAUCAUAUGAUGGAACAUGGCCAGAUGUUGAGUACAUUUGGACUCAUCAUUCUGAACAAGCGUCAUGUACGCUAGCGGAUAAUGACGUCUGUGCGAAAUAUACUUUCUAUUUCAACGGCCUUGCGGAAAAUUCAACAUACAUGUGCACCAGAGCUAUAAAUUCUAAUAAUACUGCAAUAACCAGUGGUUGUUAUGAAGAAAUUAAAGGAAGCUAUGCGACAAAAGUAUGUUUUUGUCGCAGUUUACCGGGUGGCGUGCCCUGCAACGCAGCGUCUGUAAUCUCCGUGCUUCCCAUGUUAUUCUUUAUUCUUGCAACAAUCUUAAUCAUUAGCAACGAGUUCACUUUAUUGAAUCUUAAACUAAUUUAACAGUUCAUUACGUUGCCAUAGUUUUAUUAGGUAUCUAUUGAAAAUUAUAAAUUAAACAAUACAACAUUAAAAGUAUAAUAUGUCCUUUGUUUUACGUUAUUUACUACUGUUUUACAUUUUUCUUUUAUUAUGUCACCGAUUCCAACCACAGCGGCCAUUCGGCCAGUACGGUGUAUAGUUGAGUGCGCAAAAACAAGUGCGUUUUUCUUCUUUUUCUCUCAUAAUUCGAUGGGGCAAUCCAAUACGUCCGUAUAGUUCAAGCUGAAGACCGCGUGGCAUGCUUUACCUAUGCGCAUUCCGAGACACGGAGGUAUAAACGCUAAUAACUCCCAUACCCGUGAAGAUAAAUCUUGACAGAACAACCCAAUCGCUUUUUAAUACCUCAGGCUCAGGAUCUGAAUCCAGCAACUCAAAGUCCGCAUCCUUAAAAGCUAGCCAAGACUAACAAGGCGUAUUGUUAACAUCAACUUCAGAAAUCAUAUAUUAUUUUUCAAUAUUUAUAAAUAAAUCCAUACAUUUUUA
Molecule: messenger RNA, 1360 nt
Organism: Nymphalis io (European peacock)
Lineage: Eukaryota; Metazoa; Arthropoda; Insecta; Lepidoptera; Nymphalidae
Exons: 4
Coding region: 263-838 (191 amino acids)
Source: RefSeq, a predicted model, not a curated record